AUGGUGUACAUUCGCCAGGACAAGCUGCCCAGGCUCAAGGAGUACAAAUACUCGGGUGUCGACCAUAGUCUACUCUCGCAAUAUGUUCUCAAGCCCUUCUACAACAAUGUUGUCAUCAAGUGCUUUCCCAUGUGGAUGGCGCCCAACCUUAUCACACUCUCCGGGUUCGGAUUCGUCGUUGUCAACUUUCUCACCAUGCUUUGGUACACUCCGACACUGGACCAAGACUGUCCACGGUGGGUGUAUGUCAGCUGGGCGAUCGGCCUGUUCCUUUACCAAACAUUUGAUGCUGUGGAUGGUAGCCAGGCGCGGCGAACUCACCAGAGUGGACCCCUUGGCGAGCUCUUCGAUCACGGCGUUGAUGCGAUCAAUACCACACUAGAGGUGCUUCUGUUUUCCGCCACUAUGAAUUUGGGACAGGGUUGGAAAACCGUGCUGACACUUUUUGCCUCCUCUUUGACCUUUUAUGUACAAACCUGGGACGAAUAUCACACUCACACUCUCACGCUUGGCGUGAUAUCCGGGCCUGUGGAAGGCAUCCUGACGCUCUGUAUUGUCUAUGCAUCGACGGCCUUUCUUGGUGGAGGUAGCUUCUGGCAACGUUCAAUGCUUCAGAGCAUUGGGGUAGCGAAUCAUACUUACGUCCCGGAUAUUCUGUAUAGCCUCGCCUGGAAUCAGUGGCUUAUGGCUUAUGGCGGUGUUGUGCUUGUUUUCAACACUGUUUCAAGUGCUCAGAACGUCAUGAAGGCACGACGAGCCCGAGGCCAGAAAACGCGCUCAGCUCUUGCAGGACUGCUCACCUUCUUUGCGGCCUGGAUACUUAUCGUGGCGUACCUAUACCUCCAGCCCAUUAUUUUGCAUCAUCAUCUGGUGCCGUUCAUCUUCUAUGCUGGGCUUAUCAACGCAUAUUCCGUCGGUCGUAUGAUAAUUUCGCAUCUUACCAAGUCACGUUUCCCUCGUGGUAAUGUGCUUAUAUACCCCCUGAUCUACGGUGUGAUUGACUCUCUUGGUCCAUGGCUGCAGGAGCACAUCGGUGUUGGGUGGCCUAGUGCACUAGGUAAUGAUGUUUACCAAGUCGCCUUCGUCUUCAUGUGUCUUGGCCUAGGUGUAGGCGUCCACGGCAGUUUUGUGGUAGACGUUAUUUGGACGAUCUGCGAUUAUCUUGACAUUUGGUGUCUUACCAUCAAGUAUCCACACCAGCCAGAUGGUGCCAAGAAAGAUCAAUAG
Messenger RNA from Plenodomus lingam JN3, 1227 nucleotides. RefSeq lists its product as uncharacterized. Lineage: Eukaryota; Fungi; Ascomycota; Dothideomycetes; Pleosporales; Leptosphaeriaceae. Gene Ontology annotation, biological process: phospholipid biosynthetic process. Gene Ontology annotation, cellular component: membrane. The record is from RefSeq and is a predicted model, not a curated record. Gene Ontology annotation, molecular function: phosphotransferase activity, for other substituted phosphate groups.